GUCGGACACGUUCAGCUGCAGCAACGUACUCUAACCGUUGAAGCUCGGCAAAAACGCCCAUCAGGCCUCAAUACCAACAAGAACGCAAGGUCAGUGCAUCGAUUGUGGUGGUGCAACACCGCAACGCUCACCGUCCUGCUGCUGCUUCUCCUUGCGCAGCUGCUCCUCCUGCUUGCGCACGUGCUCCUUCUCCUUGCGCAGGUGCCCUCCUUCUUGUGCAAGUGCUCUUCCUUCGUGCUCAGCCGCUCCAGGUCCUGCUCGGCAGCUGUCAAGUCCAUAACGCACGACUGCUGCUCCUCAGCCAGCGCCACCCUCUCCUGCUCGCGGAGAUCUGGGCGCUUCAGCUUCUCGGCUAUUUCGCGAAGCUUCGCCCUGGCCGCGUUCCUGGUCCGCGUUGCCUUCUCCAUUGCGGCUUCUGCGUGGCGCAGUUGCGCUUCGACAUCUUUUAUCUGUUUUGUGACGUCGUCAAUUUCAGACCCAAUGGUAGCAGAGUCGCGCACGCGUUUGACCAUUUUAGCGGUGCUCAGAGCAAGCUUUGCGGUUCCGGCGAUAGCACCACACAGACACACCGCAACGCCACACUCGCGAGGCAGUGCCGCAUCGCACCUGCAGGAAGAUGACCAGCGUCCACGGAUGGCCGCGGAUGGGCGUCAGAUGACUGCUGGGGCUAGGGGUCACCACUUCUGGGACUGUGUAGUGGCGGAGGCUCUGCAUGAUGUGUUGCGGGAACAUGCGAAUGUGGACAUCGCACGGCACCAGUUGUGGUUGGCCCAUGCGCCACCAGGGCUAUCGCAGGCGGUGUGGGACACCGUGUUCUUGGCUGCUGUGGCGGCACUGGAGUACGGCCGACAGCGCCUUUACGCUUGCCGUGGUGCCUGGCUGGCCGCAGCCAACCUGUCGCGCCCCGGCGUGCCGCAGCUGCUGGCGGCGCUGGCGGCGGUGCGGCGCGGCUACCGCUCCCUCAUCUGCCCCGCCUCCAUCACCGCGCCCGAGCGCGAGGUGGCCCGGCACUCGCCCUACGGCGGCGGCGAGCCCGACUGGAGCGGCUCCAACCCCGACCCCGUCGCCAACUGCGUGCUGCUGACGCUGGGCGGCGGCGCCAGCCGGCCCGGGCACAUGCUGGCGGCGGGCUUCAACCCGCAUGGCACCUGGUUUGGCUAUGUGCCUGUGGAAACCGACCCCGGCUAUGUCCGGGCGAUGAGGUAAUUCGGCCUCAGGCUGUUGAGGGGCUCAGCCCCUUUUCCCGUGACCGGGGAACACUUGUCUGAGCUGCGUGCGGAACAUUUCCGCAUGUGAUGCACAGAGACUCGACCCAUCCCUGGAAGUGCAGGAGAAAUGUCCUGAGCCAGCAGGAAGUGCGGUGCGGCGAAAUGCGCAUCAAUAUGAAGGGUCUGGGCGCAUGUCGCACCCGUGGAGGGCGCUGUAUGGGCACAUUGAGGCCAGGGAGGGAAGGAGGGCAAGGGCCGCCAGUAUACCUCGGAUCUCCCCUGCCGUACAACGGCUGGGGGUGAUGGGUGAUGCCCCAACUUACGUACAGGCGGUACAGCUUUGAGGAAGGAGCGACGCUCACAACUUCUCUGGCGCCAGCUGGCGCUGGUUGCAUUUAGUUUCUUAGAGCAUCAUCAAUAACUUGGGUUUAGGCGCGCGGUAACUAAAUUUGCACGGGUGACCGCUGCUGCCAACCAAGAACCCGGCGCGUGUCAAUCAAGGUGUUGCGACAGCGUGGUCCGCACGUGGCCACGCUAGCGGAAUACUUGCAGUCUUCAAGGGAGCCUUGCGGGGGACCUUGUCAUCAGGUAAUCCAUCAGCACGUAUGUUGCCUUUAACCCCUUAGCCAGUACUGGGCCAAUGUGCGAAAACCAUCCGCUGAGCUGACAAAAGCGGUGUUCGCAGCACCCAAAACCAAGCCGCACGAACUGCCACUCUUGCGUAACCGGGAUGAGUAGCUCUCUUAAGGAACUGGCAGCUUGUGAAUUUUCGUUACUACCUC
Molecule: messenger RNA, 1990 nt
Organism: Chlamydomonas reinhardtii
Lineage: Eukaryota; Viridiplantae; Chlorophyta; Chlorophyceae; Chlamydomonadales; Chlamydomonadaceae
Exons: 3
Coding region: 634-1206 (190 amino acids)
Source: RefSeq, a predicted model, not a curated record